AUGCCUCCAAGCUCAAUCAGAAGAGCCCUUGGGGCAGUGAAGGAUCAAACAAGCAUAGGCCUAGCUAAGGUGGGAAGCAGCACCUCACUUGCUGACCUUGAUGUGGCCAUUGUGAAGGCAACAAGGCAUGAUGAGUACCCUUCUGAAGAGAAGUACAUUAGGGAGAUUCUAAGCCUAACAUGUUACUCAAGGGCAUUCAUCAGUGCAUGUGUUAAUACUCUCUCAAGGCGUCUCAGCAAGACAAAAAGCUGGACAGUGGCUUUAAAAACACUUGUUUUGAUUCAAAGGUUGCUUUUAGAUGGUGAUCCAGCAUACGAGCAAGAAAUAUUCUUUUCAACUCGACAAGGGACUCGCCUUCUCAACAUGUCUGAUUUUCGAGACAACUCAAAAUCUGGUUCAUGGGACUUCUCUGCAUUUGUGCGCACAUAUGCAUUGUAUCUAGAUGAAAGGCUUGAGUACAAGAUGCUAAGCCGGCGUGGAAGGCGUAGCAUGUAUGGUUUUGAUGAAGAUGAUGAGGAAAGGGAAAGAGAAAGAGAAAAAGAAGCGGGUAAAGAAAUCAUUCUAAGAUCCACACCAAUGCGUGACAUGAAGUCAGAGAAACUCUUUUCCAAAAUGCAGCAUCUGCAGUUGCUGCUUGAGCGCUUUCUAGCUUGCCGCCCCACAGGAGGGGCAAAGAACCAUCGAAUUGUGAUAGUGGCUCUCUACCCAAUUGUGAAGGAGAGUUUUCAUAUAUAUUAUGACAUAUCAGAAAUACUAGCUAUCUUAAUUGACAGAUUCCCAGACAUGGAGGUGUCAGAUUGUGUUAAGGUGUAUGACAUUUUUUGCCGUGUUGGAAAGCAAUUUGAUGAGCUAGAACACUUCUAUGCAUGGUCUAAGAGCAUUGGAGUUGCACGGUCUUCUGAGUACCCAGAGCUUGAAAAGGUAACUCCAAAGAAACUAGAGGUCAUGGAAGAGUUUAUCAAGGACAAGUCUGCCUUGGCACAAAACAACAAAGUUGAAGUAGAAGAGAAAAUUGAAGAAGAAACCGAGGAACCAGAACCGGAACAGGAACCAGAAGAGGAUAUGAAUGCAAUCAAAGCACUUCCACCACCAGAGGAAACCAAUGAGGAACCAGUUGAAGUAGUGAAAGAAGAGCCAAAGGAAGAAAAGGUAGUGCAAACGGAGGGUGAUUUGUUGAAUUUAGGUGAUGACAUGGUGACGAGUGAAGAACAUGGGGACAAACUAGCCUUGGCUUUGUUUGAUGGGGCAGCACCAGCAACAGGUGCAACACAAGCACUUCCAUGGCACGCAUUUGAUGAAGAAGCAGAUUGGGAAACAGCAUUGGUACAAUCAGCUAGCAACUUGUCGAACCAAAAGCCUGCAUUAGGUGGUGGGUUUGAUACAUUGUUGUUGGAUGGCAUGUAUAAACAAGCAGGAAUGAAUGUAACCAUGCAAGGACAAGGUUAUGGGGUGAGUGGAAGUGCAAGUAGUAUGGCACUUGGUUCAGCUGGAAGGCCUGCAAUGCUAGCAUUGCCAGCACCACCAACAUCAGGGAGUGAUUCCAAUUCAGGAAGUGUUGAUCCAUUUGCAGCUUCAUUGGCUGUGGCACCUCCUUCUUACGUGCAAAUGUCAGAGAUGGAGAAGAAACAAAGUUUAUUAGUUGAAGAACAGAUAAUGUGGCGGCAAUAUGCGAAGGAUGGCAUGCAAGGACAAGCUGCACUCGCUAAGCUACAACCAAAUAAUAAUAAUUCUAACAUGGGAGGAUAUCCACAGAACUAUGGUAAUUACUAUCGUUAA
Messenger RNA from Abrus precatorius (Indian licorice), 1776 nucleotides. Its product is annotated as putative clathrin assembly protein At1g03050. The record is from RefSeq and is a predicted model, not a curated record. Gene Ontology annotation, molecular function: clathrin heavy chain binding; phosphatidylinositol-4,5-bisphosphate binding; 1-phosphatidylinositol binding. Gene Ontology annotation, cellular component: clathrin-coated pit; clathrin-coated vesicle. Gene Ontology annotation, biological process: clathrin coat assembly; vesicle budding from membrane; clathrin-dependent endocytosis. Bases 1 to 1776 code for a protein of 591 amino acids. The transcript is spliced from 2 exons. Lineage: Eukaryota; Viridiplantae; Streptophyta; Magnoliopsida; Fabales; Fabaceae.